AAUAAAUUAUGUUAUAAUCAUAACAAAAAAUAACCUACCAUUCUAACAAUCUCAACUCAGAGCAACAAGUAAUUUCUAUUUGGAUACUACGGAGACUUAGAAAAUUAAGAGACUGGGGAAAAAUAACAAAUCAAACACUUCCCUCUUUAAGAGUAAAGAAGUCUCUAAACUGUGACAAACUCACAAGACCCUUCUUUCAAAUUCCAAUCUUUCCAACAUUCCUCUUCUGUCCACUAUGAAACCGCAGCAACCACAACCGCCAUUGCUCCUCCUCCUCCUCCUCCCACUUCUCUUAACCACCGUCUCCUCCUAUCCACUAAACCCAAAACAGCUCAAAGCUCUCCAAUCACUCAACAUCUCUACACCAACUAAUGAUCCCUGCAACAACAACAACAACCAAUCCUCCUCCUCGUCCAUAACUUGCGACGACGCUUCUCCUUACCGCCACAUCACCUCAAUCUCCUUCACAAACUGCUCCUCCACUCUAUCUCUCCCCUCCAAAACACUCAAACCACUCUCAAAAUCUCUCAUCUCCCUCUCUUUCACUAACUGCCCUUCACUCUCUCCUCCAUACCACCUCCCAAUCUCCCUCCACUCCUUCUCCGCCGUCUCCUCCUUCCUCCAAAACAACCGUACCAAACUCUCCGGCCUCUUCCUCGCUCGUCUCAAAAACCUCAAAACCCUCUACAUUUCCUCAACCCCAAUCCAAACCUCUCGUCGUCUUUAUGUCAUCCUCGGAAACAUGCAUAAACUCACUUCCCUCACUAUCUCAAACUCAAAUCUCACUGGCCUUAUCCCUAAAUCUUUCCACUCAAAUCUCAGAUACAUAGAUUUAUCAAACAACUCACUCAAAGGCUCAAUACGCAUUUCCAUUACUCGUCUCAAAAACCUCAAGUCCUUAAACUUAUCUCAUAACUCUCUCUCUGGCCAAAUACCAAACAAAAUCAAAAGCUUAACUUUUCUAAAAAACUUAUCUUUAGCUUCAAACAAACUAUCAGGAACAAUCCCAAAUUCACUCUCAUCUAUCUCUGAACUUACACAUUUGGAUCUAAGUAUGAAUCAACUAAACGGAACCGUUCCAAGUUUCUUCUCCGAGAUGAAGAACCUCAAACACUUGAAUCUCGCUGAUAACUCCUUCCAUGGAGUUUUACCAUUCAACGAAAGCUUCAUCAAAAAUCUCAACUUUUUCGAAAUUGGAAGGAACAGUGAGCUCUGUUAUAACAAAACUGUUCUCUCCUCGAACUUGAAAUUGGAGGGUCUUGCUCCGUGUGAUAAAUACGGUUUUCCUUUAUGGUCUCCGUCGCAAAAGGAGGAAUCUUUGUCAGGAGAAAACGAUUACGACGUUGAAGGAGGCAAUGAGGAGAAGACGGAGAAUCUGAAGACGAAGGAAGAAGAAGAAGAAGAACACAAAGGUUCCAACAAGACUCUGUUUGGUCUCGGCAUUGGUCUUUUCUCGCUUGUGUUCUUAAUCCUCUUCCUCUUUUAUCUCGCUAAAAGGUGUCGUUUGAUUUGAGAAGUCUGGGACGUAGUAAUUUUGUAUUGGUUGUGUAUUCACCCUUCUCUCCUUCUAAAUGUUUUAUUUUAUUUUC
Molecule: messenger RNA, 1589 nt
Organism: Arabidopsis thaliana (thale cress)
Lineage: Eukaryota; Viridiplantae; Streptophyta; Magnoliopsida; Brassicales; Brassicaceae
Gene: RLP55
Product: receptor like protein 55
Exons: 1
Coding region: 236-1513 (425 amino acids)
Cellular component (GO): plasma membrane
Source: RefSeq, marked reviewed